This is a messenger RNA of Anthonomus grandis grandis, 12980 nucleotides long. It is a transcript of the gene Eps-15, whose product is annotated as epidermal growth factor receptor substrate 15-like 1. Bases 322 to 3087 code for a protein of 921 amino acids. Gene Ontology annotation, biological process: endosomal transport; endocytosis. The transcript has 17 exons. Gene Ontology annotation, cellular component: clathrin coat of coated pit; cytoplasm; plasma membrane. Gene Ontology annotation, molecular function: cadherin binding; calcium ion binding. The record is from RefSeq and is a predicted model, not a curated record. Lineage: Eukaryota; Metazoa; Arthropoda; Insecta; Coleoptera; Curculionidae.
CCAAAUAAUUAGGGAUUUAUACUGUUUUUAUUAAAAAUACAAAAAAACCCCGUGUUAUUUGCGAUUAAUAAGCCAGUAAGAGGCGAUAACAUUUCGGACUCUAGGGUGGGCGGUCAAUAUUUUUCAACAGGGGCCUUGUCACACUGUUAUUUAUUAUUAUAAACAAUUUUGUUUAUCAGCGGUUUACAGGCAUAGUGUUAUUUAUAUUUGACUUGACUUAUUACCGCUGGAGUUGCUAAUAAGGUUGCAGGUAGCCACAGUCACAUAUAUGAAGCCUAUUAUAAUCUGGUGGACCCAAACGGGUUCGGUACAGUGGGAGGUAUGGAGGCGGCCAGGUUCCUAAAAAGGUCCGGCCUAAGUGACAUAGUCCUGUCCAGAAUCUGGGAUUUGUCAGAUCCGGGUGGAAGGGGCAGUUUGGACAAGGCGGGGAUGUUUGUUGCUCUAAAGUUAGUCGCUUUGGUACAGAACGGGAAGGAUUUGAGUAUUAAGCAUGUGAACGAUGAUGUUCCACCACCAAAAAUGGGCGACAUACCUUUACCCAAAACAAAACCGCCCUUGCCCACUACCACCCCCUUGAUCACCUCUUUACCACCCUCAGCAGUAGAUUGGACCAUAAAACCAACCGAGAGGGAAAAGUAUGACAAACUAUUCGACUCCUUACAGCCCACAAACGGAGUUAUUCCGGGAAACAAGGUCAAAAACGUCCUGAUGGAGUCAAAACUGCCCUUUGACACAUUGGGCAAGAUAUGGGAGUUAGCGGACCAAGACAAGGAUGGUAUGUUAAACAGGCAUGAGUUUGUUGUGGCGAUGCAUUUAGUAUAUAAAGCUUUGGAAAAAUACGCGAUCCCGAACACUUUACCCCCAGAACUGGCCCCACCGUUAAAAAGGAAAGACUCCAGUCCGCCAUCGGUGCAACCGAAUUUAAUUAGUAGUCGACCCUUGGAUAUUGUUAAACCGGAAGUCCCUCCGCCACCCAUUAUACCAGCGGUGAAACCGGUUCAGUCUGUCCAACCGACUAUUCCCUGGGUGGUUAGUGCCGAUGAAAAAGCCAAAUCUGACAUGUUGUUCGUUAAAAGUGACGUGGAUAAGGACGGGUUCGUUUCCGGGGGGGAGAUUAAGGACGUUUUUUUGCGUAGUGGGGUGCCCCAGCACGUUUUGGCUCAUAUUUGGGCCUUGUGCGACAUAAAACAAACCGGAAAACUAAAUAACGAGCAGUUCGCGUUGGCGAUGUGGUUCGUAGCACGCUGCCUAAAAGGCGUAGAACCACCUCCAGCACUCACCCCGGAAAUGGUACCGCCCACUUUUAGAACCGGUAAAGCUGCCUCAGAAGGAUUAGUGGAAAACAACAACACGAGAUACUCGAACCCGGAACUGGACAUGAUCAGUAAAGACAUCGAGGUGUUGGCCAAGGAACGACUGGCCUUAGAGAGCGAUAUCGCCCAAAAAGAGGCGGACAUCAAGAUAAAAAGUGGAGAAAUUAAAAAUUUACAAAGUGAACUGGACACUUUGGCUGCCACCUUGAAACAAUUGGAAAACCAAAAAGGCGAGGCCCAAAAACGAUUGAACGACCUUAAGGCGCAGAAGGGCACGCUAGAGUUAGAACACGCAGCUAUUGACAAAGAACUCGGUUUGGCCACGGAACAGGUGGACAAACUGAGAGCACAAGCGAACGAACAAGCGGAACUGGUGGCCACCCAAGAGACCGAACUGAAGAGCAAAAAAGAGCAACUGGACGGUCUCAGGCAGGAGGAGCAGACGCUGGAGAACCAGAAGAACGACUACCUGAAGAAACUCGAGUCGCUCACGAGCAAUUUGCAGGAGACCCAAUUGAACAUAAGCCAGGUGAAGGCUCUCACCACCCAGUUACAGGAACAGACCCGGCAAAUUAACGACGCGAUCGUUUUAUGUGAGAACGCGAUCGAAAUGGGAGACGCGAGUCAGGUGCCCGAGCAGGCGUUGAGGAUCGCCGCGGAUUUCCAGGAGUAUUCCCGAUUGGCGGCAGACGGGGAGAAUAAGGAGAACGAUCCGUUCGGUAGACAAAACGGGUCGAACAGUGGGUUCGAUGACGAUCCUUUUCAAAACGAUCCGUUUAGAAGCAAAAGUGCCUCCUCAAUCGCCAACGACCCGUUUAACGAGUCUUUUAACAGCAAAAUCUCAAAUGGUGGUUUUCCCUCGGACCCGUUCAGUUCCUUCAACAGCACCCAACCGGACCCGUUUGCCAGCAGCAAUUUCGAUAAAAAUCCCGAAACACUUUCAGAGGUGGGCAAAGACCCGUUCGGAUGCGACCCGUUCGCGGUCCUACACGCGCCGACCCGCGACUCGGUGGCGGGCGACACCGCCCCCGGACGACCCGCCAGCCCCAGUCCCGCCUUGCCGCCCAAAAAGAGCAAACAGCCGCCCCCGAGACCAGCGCCUCCGCGUCCCGCCGUGCCGCCCGCCCCCAAAAAACAGGACGCCUUCGGGAGCGAACCGUUCGACGCGGUGCCGCCGCCCGCUACGGGAGGCGGUUUCGCCGAUUUUUCCAAUUUUGAAGCUAAGUGUGCGUAUAGUAGCGCAAUUGUAGAUGUUACGAUCCCCCCAUCCCGGCCCGUAGAACCUUGUUCUGGUCCUUUUCCUUAUUGUUCUACACCGAUUUGGAGCCCGCAUGUUAGUUCUUUAUCAGCGAAACCGGCGGCGCCACCCCCGAAACUCGCGGACUUUGCAGACGAUCCGUUCAAGGAUUACCGCUACGAGGAUCCGUUCAACAUUAAAUUCGACGAAGAAGAAGAAGAAAAGGAUGAAGAAACACAACGCAAUAAAAACAAUAAAUCCAAAGACUCUCUGUUUCACACUUUCUCCGAGGAUAAGUUCGAUCCGUUCGGGUUGGAGGGGCGGCAAUCGGUGCCGCUGCCCGCCGCCCCCUUUGACGCGUUUAAGGGUAGCGGGCGGACGUCCGCCCCCCCGCUCACUUUGACGGAGGUGCAACAGAUGGCGUGGGCGGAACGGGAGAGUCUCAAGGCGGAAGAGGAGAGACGGAAACGGAGGGAGAUGGAGGACGCGGAGUUCGAGAUGGCGCUCAGGUUAAGUAAGAUCGACGGGAGUAAGUAGUGUGUGUUUUUUGUUUUUGUUUGUUUGUUGGUGAUGAUGAAGGUCUUAUUAACGCCUCUGAGUCGGUUUAGAUACGGGUUUCGCUCUUAAGUCAACUGUUUAAUUAUUUGUUUGUUUUAAAAUAACGGAUUUACAGGUCGAACAGGCCCGUCUACAAGGCAGGAAAUACACACAUAUACGGUGCAUCCCAAAAGUUACCUAUGUCUAAAUUCAUUUAAAAAUUCAGGGGUGUGUUCGAAAAAAAAAAACGCUCGGACCCGUCGAUUUUUAUUUCAAGUUGCGCAUUUUUGUACGUAAAGUUUGUAUAUACAGAGUUUCUUAAAAAUAAAUUACGACCAUCAAGUUAAUUUUUUCAAAUGAAAGCACCUUUUUUUUAUUUCAUCUUUGAAUUUCUCGUGGAAUUCUACGUAUGUUUCAUGCAUCAUGUCCUAUAGGGGAGACCGGGGACAAUUCAAAUAAUUUCCAAAUAUUUAUUUUUUUCUCUUAGAUAAAAUCAUAUUUACAGCUAAAAAAUUUUUUACAAGGACAUUUAUUAAUUGCAGAGACGGGGACAGUUUAAACACCAUUAAAAAUAAACAAAAUAUUUAUUUUAAUACUGAAAUAACAUUCAAUUUAGAAAUACGAAGAAAAAAACAUUGAUACAUAUAAUUUUUACACUAAAUUUGUCACUUUUCAAAUUAUUCACAUUUUACUGCCUGGACUUCUUGGGGGAUAUUUAACUGCAAAUUUUCGGGAGCAGGUCUGUCAGUUACAUAUGAUGGAGCAAAAUCUACAGCCGUAAAAAUAUCUCGAUUAAACGGCCAUAUACCAGUGCACUGGAAUCCAGCAACAAUAUUAGAUUCGGUUAAAACCAUAGAGGGACUCUGUUUAACGAUGCUGGGGAUGUCAUAAAUUGUCAUCGUUUUGCCUGGAUUGUUUCUCUUCCAAGAAUCGCAUGUUUAAUUUACAGCUUUUUUAAAUGGACCAUAAAUCGAUCCAAAGGUUGUAGUUUAUGUGAACAGUGUGGGGGAAAUGAGAGGACAACAAUGCCGUUUUCUUUGCAAAAGGCAAGGCAUUGUAUGCUUACAUGAGAUUGAUGGUUAUCGAUUAAAAGCAAAACUUUAUUUUCAAUUGAACUGUUGGUAUGUUUUUGAAAGUGUUUUAAGUAUAGCAAGAAUUCAUGUUCUUGCAUCCAUCCACUAGCAUUUCCUGCUCCAAUACACCCAGGUGAACCGUCACGAACGAAAUGAUCCUAAUAUCUUAAUCUUGGAAAGAUAAAGAUUGGUGGGAUGCCAUUUCCAACUGCAUUUACCGCUAUUGCCACUGUAACCAACCUGUCUAUUACCGUGGCAAGAUUGUCAAAGAAAAGUUGUACAUUUGUUGGGUUAAAACUGGUCGCUCUUGAAAAGCUUGUAGCCUGGGGACAACGAAUUAAUAGUUUCAUAAACCUGGAAAACCAAUCUUCUCCUGACAUUUAUGCGAACAGUAGGGUGGGAAAGAAAGCAUUACUAUUCCAUGAGUUUUACAAUAGUCUAGAGCUUCUAUACUAAUAUGGGAUGAGUGGUUAUCCAGUGUGAGUAGAACCUUAUGAGCGUUUGUGUUUUAAGAACAAGACGAACUCUUUUUCUUGCAUCUAUCCUGAUCCGUUUCCAGCCCCAAUACACCCUGGUGGACCAUCACGAAUAAAAUGAUCCUGAAACCGCAGUCGAGGCAAAAUAAACAUGGGCGGAAUCGAAUUGCCUAGUGCGUUUAUUGCCACCGUAACUGUUAUGAGUAUACCACGUUCUUGUGAGGUAAUUGCACCUACUUGUUUCAUGCCUCUUUUUGCUACAAUUCGAUUUGGUUUCUGGACUGUUGUCACACCAGUUUCGUCUACGUUGUAAAUAUCAUUUGCUUCAAAUUUGUCCGAUCCAGAUUAUUAAAAAGUACAGAAACAUUUGCACAAUUGAAGCUGGUUGCUUUGGCUAAGCUGGUUGCUUGUGGUGCUCUUAUUGAUAAGUCACGGUGUCUUGACAUAAAACCGGAAAACCAGUCUUCUCCUGCCAUGCCGUUUUUAAUCCAAGUGUCCGGUUUAUCUAUAUCAUAUUUAAUGGUUAAUUCUAACGCAAGUCUCCGAAUAUCUUUGGUUGACAGACCAUGAUAAAUGUCUGCAGCUUUUUUUAUGUACUUUACCAUUUCGGUUUCUUGAAGUUCAUUAAAAACUUUAUUUGCAGGUUUAUAGCUCAUUGUUUGGCAGGUUGACCUUCAGUAUUCCCCGUAGCUUCUUUCUUUCGCUUGUAUCUCAACAAAGACACAUGAGAGAUCCCAAAUUGGUCGGCAGCUAAGCGUAGAGAACUUCCAUUUUUGAGCUCUGCAUAUGCAGAUUCAUAUAAAGAUAUAUCUUGACUUGAACGAUCAGUUUUCGGGACUCUUUUAAGGGGCGUUUGAAAUGAAAUAAACUAAUUAAUUUACUAGAUUAAUGUCCUAACUAAUGAAAACCGACAAACUAACCAAAUACACAUGCGUAAGAAAUAUAGCAAAUACUUACUUUGGAUACGUGAAAACACAAAAUCUCGCACUAGGUACGUAUACUUUGUUUAAUGGCCUGCGGCGUACUGCCAGAAAAUGGUUGUCGAUAUUAUGGUCUAUAUUACGCACGCAAUUUGUUUCUAUCUUGUAGCGGAAGAAAGUUUUGAUUACCGUUUCAAUUGACCCGUGUUAGAAUUGACCCCAGUCUCCCCUAUGUUGAGUAAUUUUUGAAUUAUGGACAGUUUUUGAAUUUUUUAUGAAAUAAAAUCAUCCUGGAAUAAAAUAUUUUUUUCAAAAUUUUGAAUAUUUUUUUAAAAAAUCCUAAAACAGGUGUCUAAUCAAUUUAAAUGGAGAAUCUGUAUACGAAUUUUCAAAUGUGUAAGUUAAGUAGUUUUUGAGUUAUAAACAAUUUUUGGAAUUGUCAUGAAAAAAUUCAUGAAAUUCAGUUUCAGAAUACGCGACCAUAUUCAUCUCAUUUAUCUUAAUAGAAAUUUUUAAAAAAUCUCUUAAUUUCUUUAUAUCACACUGAACGCGAUAAAAUAUUCAUCUCAACAGUGAUUUAUUAGGAAAGUUUGCUGUCGCAUCAAAAUCAGAAUAUUAUAGUUUAUUUGGGUAACAGCCUUUUUUGGUUUCUAUUAGAUUAUUAUAGCAAGGGUAGAUGUGAUAACUUCGUUUUUUGGCCUAUUUUCUUAUUAAAAUGUGAUAAUGAUGAGUUAACUUUGAAUCUACCUAAUAUGCCAAAGCUUCUUUUGAUGUAAUUUGGUAGGAUUUAAUAUUUUUGGGCCAUUAAAAGUUUCAUUUAUUUCAUAUGCUUUUUCAAGAUCAUUAUUAACCUGUCGGUUAAUAAAAUAUUUCCUUAUAUUGCCCUGAAGAUGACCAUGAAAGCUAUGCAUUAAAACAAACUAUUGAGUCCUUACUUCAAAAUGCAAUCUCAUGAUGAUCUACUAACAAAGAACGAAACACGUGUAAAAGUUUUAUGAGCAAAACAUUUGCAGGGUGUCAAUUAAUUACUUAUUAAAGAGCGGUCCCUAAGUUCACACAAACUUGAUGAAUAGAAUGCGUUUUAUUUUUUAUUUUUUUUUACUAAAAAAUCCUGUAAACGUUUCGAAAUAUGUGCCAUCCUCAGACACGUUGUCAUUUAAGGCGUUAAUGCGACCCGAUCGUUUCUUCGUACGGAAUAGACUGUAUUAUAUUACCUCGGUAUUAAGAGCAAUUUCUAUAGAAUGUACAACUUUUCCGUUUUUUCUUACGAUGUGCGGAUAAAAUCCCACGCAUUUUUUAGGUUAAUGUUAGGUCGCGUGACGUCACGUUGUUAUACCAAAAAAAAAACAAUUGAUGUUAUUAUUAGUUGGACGUUAAGUAGUGCGCGUUUGUUUAUUCGUCAUUGGAAUUUUAAGGGUGAAAUUGGAAUUGUUAAGGACUAUUGUAGGGAGGUAAUAAAUGUCUAAAAUUGGUCCUUAAUAAACCAGUUUUCCCUUUGCUUAUUUGUGUUGUGCUUUAAGAGAAUGUUACACAACGAUUUCCUUGUUAAUUACAUAAUAUGUUUCCUUUAUAUAGUGUACCAGGCAGUUCGGGUGAGUUCGGUAAGUUUCGCCCUUUUUCGUUCUCAACUUACGAGAAAAACCGAGAUAUUGUUUGUUAUCCACUUUUAUUCCUCAACGUUUUGUCUCUUGAUUUUACCCCUGUGUGCUUUCCAUAAGGAUCCUAUGAGAGGAAGAGAGAAAAUAAAGGAGAGGUUUGGAUAUUUUCGGAAAAUCAAAAAUUUCUUAACUGCAUUCGGUUUUUACUGAGACACGUCAAACUUGACGAAUUUUAGAAAAAAAUGCACAGGGCCAUUACGCCCUCAGUCUGAACUAAAACAAAAUAACUACCCGUAAGUGUCAAUCGCUAUUUUGAAAUUUCCAACUGUCAUUUCCAAACCCAGGAAUCAACGCAAUAUUUUUGACAUACAUUUGACAGUUGUGACUAUAAAAAUGGCGGUUCGCGGCCAUCUUGAGAUUAAAGUUCAUUACGUUAUUGGUCACAAUCAAAACAUGAAGAGUGUUCCAAGGUUCUCAAAUCAUCGCUUGAGAUCAAAAUAAACUGUCAGUCGUCAUUUUUAAAUGUCAAACUAUCAUUUUCAACUCCGGGUGUCAACUUUUAUUCUUUGACGUAAACUUGACAGUUCUAGAUGUCAAUAUGGCGGCUUACAGUUAUCUUGAGAGUAAAUAGUAGAAGUUGCCCUUGACUAAGGUUAAAUGUAACAAAUUUGAAAAAUCACGAACGACUGCCAUUUUCGAAUAAAAAUUCAUCCAAAACAUGAAGAGUGAGAACCCACUUUUAAAGAAAAAACAAAAAAUUUCUAAGGUUCAAUCUCUUGGGAUCAAAACAAAAUGGCGACGUGUAAGAUCGCCAUUUUUAAAUUUCGAACUGUCAUUUUCAAAUAUCUCAAGGAAUCAAUAUUAUUCCUUUGACUUAAAUUUGACAGUUCUAACUGCCAAAAUAACGAGUGAAAGCCAUCUUGAAAAAAAUGAUUUCGUCAUUGGUCACAAACAUAGUGGUAAGGGGCGCUGUCAUUUUUUAAUUUCCAACUGUCACUGUCAGACCCAGGAAUCAAUAAUAAUUCUUUAACGAAAUGUGACAGUCCUGUCAAAAUGGUGGAUGAUAUGAGCUAUCUUGGACCAGGAAACUUAAAGGUGGCCGUGAUUUUUGAAUUUCAGGAAUCAUCAGUCAUUUUUUUACAUAAAUUUGACAAUUCUGUCAAAUUUGGCAGAAUUUUUGAAAGAAAAUUGGAUUUUGGUUAUUCUAAAUUUCUAUGAAAUAAAUUAUCUUGGAAUAAAAAAAAAAAUUUCGAAAUUUUGAUAUUUUUUAAAAAACCCUGAAAUAGGUGCCCAAUCAAUUUAAAUGGAGAAGGUUUGGAAUGUCGGAUGUCUUCGCAAAUUCAAAAGUUUUUCAACGGCAUUCGGUUUUUACGUCAAAUUUGACGUAUUUUAGAAAAAAAGCACAGGGCCAUUACGCCCUUAGUCCGAACUAAAACAAAAUGGCUACCUGUACCAAGUGUCAAUCGCCAUUUUGAAAUUUCCAACUGUCAUUUUUAAUUUCAGGAAUCAACACAAUACUUUUGACAGUUGUGGCUAUAAAAAUGGCGGUUCGCAGCCAUCUUGAUAUAAAGUUCAUUACGUCAUUGGUCAAAACAUGAAAAAUGAGUUUGUGAAUUAAAUCAAAGGAAAUUUUCAAGGUUCUUAGAUCAUCGCUUGAGAUCAAAAUAAAAUGGCGACGUGUAACUGUCAGUCGUCAUUUUUAAAUGUCGAACUGUCAUUUUCAAACUCAAAUCCUUUGACGUAAAUUCGACAGUUCUAACUGUCAGAAUGGCGGUUCACAGCCAUCUUGAGAUAAAAACAACCUUUGAUUUCAGUGUCUUUUGGAAAAAUCACAAAAGGCCAUCUUGUAAAAAAAUCGUUACGCUAUUUCUACAAAUCAAAACAAAAUGGCGACGUGCAGCUGUCAUUGUCACCCAGUUGCUCUUCAUUGCGAUUUUUCUCUCGUUAGAUAAUAUGACAUAUUGGACAAUUAUAAUAUCAUCAUGUUAUCGACUACAACCGAAACAAAAUGGCGAAGUCAAACUGUCAUUUUUCAAUUUCGAACUGUCAUUGCUAGACCUGGAAAUCUCAGUUGCACGUUUCAAAAUGGCGGAUGGCUGUCAUGUUGGAGAAAAUUUCCAGUAUUAUUACCUCAUCAAGGUCAAAACAAAAUGGCGACUUAUAACUACUGUCAUUUUUAAAUUUAAAACAUUUAUUUUCAGAUACAGAAAUUAAGAUUAAUUUUUCCACGUAAAUUUGACAGUUGUAACUGAUAAAAUGACAGGUGACAGACAUCUUGGAAAAAAUUCAUUACGUCAUCGGUCACAACUAAAUUCAAAUGACGAGGGAUUCAAUGGAUGGCGGAUGGCUGUCAUUUUCAAGAAAAAUUGCCAGGGUUCUUACAUCAGUUGGGACCAAAACAAAAUGGCGACGUGUAACUGCCAGUCGCCAUUUUUAAAUUUUAAACUGUCAUUUUUAUUUCUAGGAAUAAUAAUGUCACGUGGACGUAAAUUUGACUAACUGUCAAAAUGGUGGGUGACAUGUAAAAUAAAAUACUCUUAUUUAUCUUGGAAUAAAUUAACACUGUGUCUUGAUUUUCGUUUUUCUUAAAUAUCUGGAUAUUCACCAGAUUUUUUUAUGGCAUGUAGCCAUUUUUAAAUUUUGUUUUGUCAUUGUCAAACUCAGUAAUCAUUAUUAAUUUUUUAACGUAAUUUUGACAGUUCUGCCAAAAUGGACGAUGGCCAUGACCCAUCAUGAAACAAAACACUAAAAGUUGACCAUGAUUUUAGAUUUUCUCGAAUAUCUAUUGAAAUUUAAAACGUAUGUGAUUAUUUGAGCGGUUGAAUGUUUCAAAAUUGCGGAUCGCUGCCAUCUUGGAGAAAAUGUCCAACGUUUUUACGUCCUACUCCUUGAGAUCAAAACAAAAUGGCGACUUACAACUGUCAAUAGCAAUUUUUAAAUUUUGCACCCGGGUAUCAACACUCAUUUUUUUUUUUAAGUUAAAUGUGACAGAUUGAAAAAAUCACGAACGGUUGCCGUCUUGGGAAAAAUUUAUUUACGUAUAUAUUUUUAUAACGUCAUCGGGUAUAACCAAAACAAAAUGGCGAGGGGUGCAGCUGUCAUUUUUAGGCCCACAAGUCAAAAUUCAUUAUUUGACAUUUUCGACUGUCAAAAUGACUGAUGGCGGCCAUCAUAAUUUUGGAUAUCUAUGAAAAUUUAGAAAGUACGUAAAUUUGACAGUUGCACGUUUGAAAAUGGCGGACGGCUGCCAUAUUGGAAAACAUUCAUCAAGAUUCUUACGUCAUCGCUUGGAAUUAAAACAAAAUGGCGACUUGUGCAUGAUCAUGAGCCUUCUUGGACCAGAAAAUUAAAAAUUGGCCAUUAUUUUGAUUAUUCUAAAUUUCUCAAGGCACUAAAAAUUACGUGAAAUGCCUCGAAUAAAAUAAAAAAUGUCUUUAAAAUUUCUGAAAUGCCUAAAUAACUACGUCAAAAUAUUUGAAAUAAAAUGGAAAAUAACUACAAAUUCCUGCACGAUAAGAGAAAUUAUUUCAAAUUUCUCGAGACUAAAAAACGAUUUCAAUUUCCUAGACGAUAUAAGGAAUUAUUUCAAAUUCCUGAAAUGAAAUAAAAUAUUACUAAAAAUUCCCUGGAAUAUAUAAGUUUGGAAUAAAGUAAAAAUGCCUGGAAGGUAUGAAAAAUUCGAGGAAUAGAUUUAAAUGCCUGGAAGAUACGAGAAGUUAUUUCAAAUUUAUGAAAUGCAUAAGAAACUACGUUAAUUAUAUGGAAUAAAAUAAAAAAUACAAAAUUCCUGAAAAAUACGAAAAAACAUUUCAAAUUUUUGAAAGAAAAAUUAUUCGAGGAUAUGAAAUUGAAAGGCAUAGAAAAUACCGUCAAAUGUUUGAAAUAAAAUGAAAAUGUCUGGAAGCUUACCCUUAAAAAUCCUGGAACUGGAUAUUUCUGACAAUUUAAAAUCAACGUACGUGAUUAUUUGACAGUUGCACGUUUCAAAAUGGCGGAUUUCUUUCGAUUUGAAGCAAAUGUUCACGUCACCACUUAAGAUCAAAACAAAAUGGCGACGUCGCCAUUUUUAAAUUUCGAACUGUCAUUUUCAAAUAUCUCAAAGAAUCAUUAUUACUCCUUUGCCUUAAAUUUGACAGUUCUAACUGCCAAAAUGACAGGUGACGGCCAUCUUGAAAAAAAAUUAUUUCGUCAUUGUUCACAAACAAAAUGGUAAGGUGUGCUGUCAUUUUUUAUUUCUUUAACGUAAAUUUGACAGUUCUGUCAAAAUGGUAGAUGAUAUGAGCUAUCUUGGACCAGGAAAUUAAAAGUUAACCAUGAUUUCUGAAUUUCAGGAAUCAUCACGAAUUUUUUUACAUAGAUUUGACAAUUCUGUCAAAAUUUGGCAGAACUUUUGAAAGAGAAUUGGAUUUUGGUUAUUCUAAAUUUCUGGAAUGCAAAAGUCAAAUACGUCAAAUAUUUGAAAUAAAAUGGAAAAAACUUCAAAUUUCUGUAAUAUUUCAAAUUUGUGUAAUGCAUAAGAAACUACCUUAAUUAUAUCAAAUAAAAUAAAGAAUUCAUGAAAAAUAUAAAAUAUUUCAAAAUGGCCGAUUUCUGGUGUCCAAGUCGCAAAUGUUCACGUCAUCACUUGAGAUCAAAACAAAAUGGUGACAUUUAAUUGUCACUCGCCAUUUUUAAAUUUCAAACUGUCACUUUCAGUUCUAGGAAUUAUCCUUAAUUCCGUGACAUAAAUUUGAUUAUUCCAACUGUCAACAUGGAGGCAUUAAAUGUGACAACUUGGAAAAAUCACGAACGACAGCCAUCUUGGAAAAAAAUUCAUUACGUCACAACCAAAACAAAACGAUGACGUGCAGUCAUCAUUCAUCGACCUAGGAAUCAACACUGAUUUUUUGACGUAAAUUUGACAAAUGACAGGUGGCAGCCAUCUUGAAAAAAACAUUCAAAGUGCUUUACGUCAUUACUCAAUGAUGUCCGCCAUUUUGCACAUUCAUGGGAACCUAACGUUAAUUAUUCUUGAACGUAAAUUUCUAAAACAGUUUAGUUCUAAGUAAAUGUCAAAUGUUGAAAUUGACGGAAAUGCACGUGAUCCUUUGACAAAACUGUCAUUUGCAACGAUAACUUGAUAACGGCUGAAAAUUAUUAAGACAUACUUUUUGAACGAAACUUCCCGAACUGACCUAUAAACUGAGACACACUGUAUACACCACAAGGUGUCAGAUAUUAUUACAUAUUAUUAUAUUAAAUAGAGUAUUCUACCCCUUGUUAUUUAAUUUAUAUAGGGCCACUACACUGUAAACACCUCUUGUUAUGUAAAUAUGCCUCUGAUAACGUUAAUAACUUAUUUCUGUUGUAAAUAUGAUUUGAAUAUAAUUUUAGUUUUUAUUUUGCUCCUUUUAUUCCUUAGGCCAAAGAAACGGUUGUAAAAGUAGAUGAUUUAUUACACUAAAUUCCACCUAUCACUAGAUACAGGGAGGCCCAACGAACCCGCAUUGGGGCUCCCCUACCUAUAAUUGUGUCACGCAAACGUUGUACUUCGAAGCUUCCAUAAAGUAGCAUGUAAAUAGGGUAAAUUGUUACAAAAAAAAAUAAACAAAAUUUAGUAAUAAGAGCAUUUAUACCUACUACCUGAUGAUGUCAGCACUUGUGACAAUAUUCCCCAAACCCACCUACAAUAUGAUAUUCGCGUAGCUUUACUAUAUAAUAAAUAAUAAUUAUGUGUAAAAAAAAAACAAACGAUUGUUUCUUGUUAUCAUAUUUAAACAAAUGACUGUUCAUUUUUGUGCCUCCUGAAUAACUAUCAUGAUGUGAAUAAACUUGGUGUAAACUUUA